This is a messenger RNA of Lycium barbarum (goji berry), 874 nucleotides long. RefSeq names its product NAC domain-containing protein 59-like. The coding region runs from base 5 to 874 and encodes 289 amino acids. The transcript has 3 exons. Gene Ontology annotation, molecular function: DNA binding. The record is from RefSeq and is a predicted model, not a curated record. Lineage: Eukaryota; Viridiplantae; Streptophyta; Magnoliopsida; Solanales; Solanaceae. Gene Ontology annotation, biological process: regulation of DNA-templated transcription.
AAAUAUGGAAAACGUUAUAGAUCUUCAACGCAGACAAGAAAAAAAAGAUCAACAAUUGAUUGUUUUCGCCAACAUUAUAUUUUAUUUGCAAUUAAUGGCUGGACAUGAUGUGAUCACACAAUUACCCCCUGGUUACAGAUUUUUGCCCACUGAUGAGGAGUUGGUUAAACAUUACCUUACCAACAAGGUUCAUUAUCAACCUUUUCCAGCUCUACUGGUUAAAGACAUCAACGCAAAGGAAUUUUACAGCAAAUCUCCUGACACUCUUGUGAAAAAUAUGUGUGGCGAAGCAGAAUGGUACUUCUUCAUACGUCAAGAUGAGUAUUUUAGAGGAAAUAUAGGAAAAAUUCGGAUUGUUGAAAAUGAGACAGGUUUUUGGCAAUGCUUUGGAAAAGAAUUUCCGAUUUAUAAUUCAGAAGGAGAUGUCGUUGGCUUCAAGGUUAAUUUGAAAUAUUGUUCUGGAUCGGCAAAGAAAAGUACUUGGACAAUGGAAAAGUACCGUCUAAGAUCUGAAUGUGGCACUCAUGACAACGAGAUGGUGAGGACUCGGGCCACGAUAGUCAGAGAUCAGGUACCGGAUCCUGCAGCUACGGCUGGCACAAGGGAACGAGCGACAGUUAGACGGCGCAGUCGAGCUAGAGGCCGCGGGGCUGCACCAGCCAGGGGCAAGGCUCCUGCGGUUGGGCAGCGGUGUGCGAGAUCUCCAUAUCCAGAGCCUGAGCCUGAGGCCAUCGGGGAUGAUAUGGCUCCUGCAUGGGCACACCCCAAGGCCACUUCAGAUCAGAUUGUUCAGGACACCAUGGCUCGCAUUCUACUUCAUUUGGAUGCCCAGCAAGCUGCCACUGGUAUUACUUCUCCGUGUGGAGGAUCAUAG